This is a messenger RNA of Homalodisca vitripennis (glassy-winged sharpshooter), 1187 nucleotides long. Its product is annotated as JNK1/MAPK8-associated membrane protein. Lineage: Eukaryota; Metazoa; Arthropoda; Insecta; Hemiptera; Cicadellidae. The record is from RefSeq and is a predicted model, not a curated record. Gene Ontology annotation, cellular component: membrane. Gene Ontology annotation, molecular function: ubiquitin protein ligase binding. Bases 240 to 1172 code for a protein of 310 amino acids. The transcript has 6 exons. Gene Ontology annotation, biological process: response to unfolded protein.
ACAUUCUGUUGUUACAAAUUUUCUAUUUUAUGUCAAACAAACUCUGUGUGGGAUGAGAUAACUAUUAUGUAGAUUUAAGAAAUCUAAUACUCUAUAGCAUAUCCAGUCACUAGUUUUAUUUAAAAUUCCAGGAAAAAGAAAUUAGUGAGCUAAUUAAUCAACAAACCCAAUUUUACCAAUUAAAUUUAUUUAUUUGGAGAUUAAAAGUAUUAUGCCAGUCAACAGAAUUUGGGAUCUAAAUGUUGCGAGAAAAAAGUUCAUUUUAUUACUCCAAAGUUGGCGAAAUGAAGACUCGAUGUCCAGGGGAGUACUGUGGCCGGAUUGAACUUGGACUGAACAACUACAGUGACUGUGGAGCUUGCCCAAGAGGAUACAGGUCAGACUUCAGAUCCAUCUGUGUGUACUGUGAGGGGCGGCCGGAGCUAUAUGAUUGGCUCUACUUGGGCUUCAUGACUCUUUUACCUCUUGUUCUACAUUGGUUCUGUAUCGACAAUGUUUCACCAUUAGUUGGGAACAACAAGUCAGUGCUGGUGUUCCACCUUUGUGCACUGAUUGAGGUGAGCAUAGCAGCUGUACUGACUGUCUGGCUGACUGAUCCAUUUGGUGAGAUGGACCUCCGUACUUGCAACACCCACCAGCUAUCUGAUUGGUACACACUAUUGCACAACCCUCAACCCAACUAUGAGGAGACCAUCCAUUGUACCCAAGAGGCGGUGUAUCCUCUGUACACAAUGGUUCUUAUAUUCUACUGUCUCAGUAUCAUUAUCAUGUUACUGGUCCGUCCCUUCCUCGUUCGGUACCUUCUUCCCAAAGUGGGGAAGCUGCCUAUCUACGCUGCUCUAUACUUUUUUCCCAUACUUGCACUGUUACAUGCAGUCUUUGGUGGUCUCAUAUAUUUCACGUUUCCAUACAUUGUAAUAAUUUUGUCGGUCAUAUCAAAUGCAGCUCAUUUUGCCUACAAACUAGACCAGUCUAUGAUGUUCCUGGUUGUUAGCACAGUGAGUGAUUUGCGUAAUAUUUUGAUCCUGCUGGGACACUGGGCUCUGCACACGUACGGUUUGGCAGCAUUGCCUGUUUUCCACUGGUCUCUCAUCGGCUUGGUGCCCCUGCCUGCGAUAAUUUAUAUCCUCACAGCAAGAUUCACAGAUCCCAAUAAGCUACACACUGAAUAAACUGUUUUCAUAAGA